UCGAGGCUCGCGGGGUUUAUGGUCACUAACUUCACUGAGCCAGGGAGCACAGAAGUUGCUGCCACUGUGCAACUUGGGUUUUCUUUAUCCUGCAGUCUUUACCUCAGCAGAACCGCACACCACAGACUCCCUCCAGCUCUUUGUGUGUGGCUCUCUCAGGGUCCAACAAGAGCAAGCUGUGGGUCUGUGAGUGUUUAUGUGUGCUUUUAUUCACUUCACACUUAUUGAAAAGUGUGUAUGUGAGAGGGCGGGGUGUGUGUGUCAAAGAGAGUGAGGAAGAGAAGGAGAGAGAGAUCAAUUGAUUCUGCAGCCUCAGCUCCAGCAUCCCUCAGUUGGGAGCUUCUGAAGCCGGGUGAUCACUUGGGGUGCAUAGCUUGGAGAUGCAGUCCCCCUGGAAAAUCCUUACGGUGGCGCCUCUAUUCUUGCUCCUGUCUCUUCAGUCCUCGGCCUCUCCAGCCAACGAUGACCAGUCCAGGCCCAGCCACUCGAAUGGGCACACCUGUGUAGGGUGUGUGCUGGUGGUGUCUGUAAUAGAACAGCUUGCUCAAGUUCACAACUCGACGGUCCAGGCCUCGAUGGAGAGACUGUGCAGCUACCUGCCUGAAAAACUGUUCUUGAAAACCACCUGCUAUUUAGUCAUUGACAAGUUUGGAUCAGACAUCAUAAAACUGCUUAGCGCAGAUAUGAAUGCUGAUGUGGUAUGUCACACUCUGGAGUUUUGUAAACAGAACACUGGCCAACCAUUGUGUCAUCUCUACCCUCUUCCCAAGGAGACAUGGAAAUUUACACUACAGAAGGCAAGACAAAUUGUCAAGAAGUCCCCGAUUCUGAAAUAUUCUAGAAGUGGUUCUGACAUUUGUUCACUCCCGGUUUUGGCCAAGAUCUGCCAGAAAAUUAAAUUAGCUAUAGAACAGUCUGUGCCAUUCAAAGAUGUGGAUUCAGACAAAUACAGCGUUUUCCCGACACUGCGGGGCUAUCACUGGCGGGGGAGAGACUGUAAUGACAGCGACGAGUCAGCGUACCCAGGUAGAAGGCCGAACAACUGGGAUGUCCAUCAGGAUUCAAACUGUAAUGGCAUUUGGGGUGUUGAUCCAAAAGAUGGAGUUCCAUAUGAGAAGAAAUUCUGUGAAGGUUCACAGCCCAGGGGAAUCAUUUUGCUGGGAGACUCAGCUGGGGCUCAUUUUCACAUCUCUCCUGAAUGGAUCACAGCGUCGCAGAUGUCUAUGAACUCUUUCAUCAAUCUACCAACAGCUCUUACCAACGAGCUCGACUGGCCUCAACUCUCUGGUGCUACAGGAUUUCUGGACUCCACUGUUGGAAUUAAAGAAAAAUCUAUUUACCUUCGCUUAUGGAAAAGAAACCACUGUAAUCACAGGGACUACCAGAAUAUUUCAAGAAAUGGUGCAUCUUCCCGAAACCUGAAGAAAUUUAUAGAAAGCUUGUCUAGAAACAAGAUGUUGGACUAUCCCGCCAUCGUUAUAUAUGCCAUGAUUGGAAAUGAUGUCUGCAGUGGGAAGAGUGACCCAGUCCCAGCCAUGACCACUCCUGAGAAACUCUACUCCAACGUCAUGCAGACUCUGAAGCAUCUAAAUUCCCACCUGCCCAAUGGCAGCCAUGUUAUUUUGUAUGGCUUACCAGAUGGAACCUUUCUCUGGGAUAAUUUGCACAACAGAUAUCAUCCUCUCGGCCAGCUAAAUAAAGACGUGACCUACGCGCAGUUGUACUCCUUCCUGAACUGCCUCCAGGUCAGCCCCUGCCACGGCUGGAUGUCUUCCAACAAGACGUUGCGGACUCUCACUUCAGAGAGAGCAGAGCAACUCUCCAACACACUGAAAAAAAUUGCAGCCAGUGAGAAAUUUACAAACUUCAAUCUUUUCUACAUGGAUUUUGCCUUCCAUGAAAUCAUACAGGAGUGGCAGAAGAGAGGCGGACAGCCCUGGCAGCUCAUCGAGCCCGUGGAUGGAUUCCACCCCAACGAGAGAAAGAGCAUCCUCCUCAAAGGCAUAUUAAUGACAAGCCAGACACUGGACAACCAAGAAUGGACCCAGCUAACAUCAUGGAUAAAGGGAAACCUGACAUGCGACAGCAGAACCAGAGAGUGGCUUUGCUGUUGUUGGCGGAUCAUUUCUGGAAAAAGGUGCAGCUCCAGUGGCCCCAAAUCCUGGGAAAGGAGAAUCCGUUCAACCCCCAGAUUAAACAGGUGUUUGGAGACCAAGGCGGGCACUGAGCCUCUCAGGAGCACGCAUCCCUGGGGAGCACAGGGAGGCAGAGGCUUGGGUAAACUCAUUCCACAAACCCUAUGGGGGCUGCCACGUCACAGGCCCAAAGGACUCUUCUUCAGCAGCAUCUUUGCAAAAUGUCUUUCUCUCAAUGAAGAGCAUAUCUGGACGACUGUGCAAUGCUGUGUGCUCCCGGGAUCAGUAACCCUUCCGCUGUUCCUGAAAUAACCUUUAAUAAAGUGCUUUG
Messenger RNA from Gorilla gorilla gorilla (western lowland gorilla), 2466 nucleotides. It is a transcript of the gene AOAH, whose product is annotated as acyloxyacyl hydrolase. The transcript has 22 exons. The record is from RefSeq and is a predicted model, not a curated record. Gene Ontology annotation, biological process: negative regulation of inflammatory response; lipopolysaccharide catabolic process. The coding region runs from base 381 to 2447 and encodes 688 amino acids. Gene Ontology annotation, molecular function: acyloxyacyl hydrolase activity; calcium ion binding. NCBI's taxonomy places the organism in Eukaryota, Metazoa, Chordata, Mammalia, Primates, Hominidae.